UGGGACGGGGCUGCUGGCUGCAUUUCGGGGAGAAGAUGGGGGCUGCUGCUGCCCUGCUCCGGGCCCUGCUGCUCCUCGGGGGGCUGCGCUCAGCCCCCACCCUGGGGCUCCUCCGGGACCCCCCACACACCUAUGAGGGACCCCCGGACAGCUAUUUCGGCUUCGCCCUGGAUUUCCACAUGACUGAGGGCAGGCUCAGCGUGGUGGUGGGGGCACCCCGCGCCAACACCUCCCAGCCUGGCGUGGCUCAGCCCGGCGCCGUCUUCCUCUGCUCCUGGCCCAUCAACGAGACCCUCUGCCACCCCCUCCCCAUGGACACUGCGGGGGAUGAGACCGAGACCCAAAACACCUUGAAGCUCCACACCUACAAGUCGUACCAGUGGCUGGGGGCGUCCGUGACCAGCUGGGACGGCAAACUGGUGGCCUGUGCCCCACUGCAGCACUGGAACGCGAUGGAGGGGCAGCACGAAUCUUUCCGCACCCCGACGGGCACCUGCUUUGUGGGUGCCCCUGGGCUGCGGCACAUCACCUGGUACUCGCCCUGCCGUGACCAGCUCAUGGCCAGCGCUUACCGCGAGAGCUACUAUGCCUAUGACAAGCGCUACUGCGAGAUCGGCUUCAGCGCGGCCGUCACCCGGGACGGCACGCUGGUGCUGGGUGCCCCUGGCGGGUACUACUUCAUGGGACUCCUGUACUCGGUGGAGGUGGAUGCCAUCCUCACCCGCUUCCACGGCAAGUCCCUGCUGUGGCCGGCGAGCCCGGGGCUGCCCACAGAGGAACAGGUGUCCACGGACUAUGAGGACGGGUACCGGGGGUACUCGGUGGCUGUGGGUGAAUUCGAUGACAAUCCCAAAACCAAAGAGUACGUGGUGGGGGUCCCCAACAAAAGCAACACGAGGGGCGAGGUGGAGAUCUUCAGUGUGGGGGUGACCCUGCGCCAGCUGCGGGGCAUCGCCAGUGAGCAGGUGGCAUCGUACUUUGGGCACACGGUGGCCGUGGCUGAUGUCGACGGGGACGGGCAGGAUGACGUGCUGGUGGGUGCCCCCCUGUACAUGGCCCGGCGCCCCGAUGGCCAGCGCAGCGAGGUGGGACGCCUCUACCUCUACCUGGGGGGGGGGCAGCGGCCCCUCAGCCAGCCCCCCCAGACCCUGACGGGCACCCACCCCUACGGCCGCUUUGCCGCCGCCAUCGCCAGCCUCGGGGACCUGGACAAGGACGGCUACGGCGAUGUGGCCGUGGGUGCCCCGUUGGGGGGUGACAGCGGCAGGGGGCAGGUCUUCAUCUUCCGCGGGCAGAGCGAGGGUUUGAUGCCGGUGCCCACCCAGCGCCUCGACAGCCCUUUCCCUGGCCCGGCCGCCUUCGGCUUUGCCCUGCGUGGUGCCGCUGACCUGGAUGGCAACGGCUACCCGGAUCUGCUGGUGGGGGCUUACGGGGCAUCCAAGGUGGCCGUGUACUGGGGACAGCCCGUGGUGGUGGCCCAGACCCAGCUGAGUGUCCCUGAUGGGCUGAACCCCGAGCUCCUGGCGUGUGUCCUGCCUGGCUCUGACACCCACGUCAGCUGCUUCCCUGUGGUGCUGUGCGUCAGCGUGACGGGCCAGAGCAUCCCCCAGAAAAUCCGCCUCGACGCAGACCUGCAGCUGGACCGGUUGAAGCCCAAGCUGUCCCGGAGGGUCCUGCUGCUGCAGGACCACCAGUCGUCCUGGCACAGGGUGCUGGACCUGGCCCCGGGGACACCCCCGCUGUGCCACAACCUCACCGCCUACCUCCGGGACGAAGCCGACUUCAAGGACAAGCUGAGCCCUGUCGCCCUGAGCCUGAGCCUGGCGCUGUCCGGGGGGACCCAGGGGCUGGUGCUCUACGGGGACACCCUGGUGCAGGCGCAGACCCACAUCAUACUGGAGGACUGCGGCGAUGACAACCUCUGCGUCCCCGACCUCCGCCUGGCCGCCGACACGCCCAGCAGGCGCCUGCUCAUCGGGGCGGAGGCCGUGCUGCGCCUGCGUGCCAACGCCAGCAACGUGGGCGAAGGUGCCUUCGAGGCCGAGCUGCGGGUGCAGCUGCCCCCCGGCACCCACUACCAGGUGGCCCGCAGCAACAUGCCGGGGCAGGAGAAGCUGAGCUGCAACCCCAGGAAGGAGAAUGGGACCCACGUGGUGCUCUGCGAGUUGGGCAACCCCAUGAAAGCGGGUGCCCAGAUCACCGUGGACAUGGAGCUGAGCGUGUCUGGGCUGGAGGACAUGGGUGAUGCCAUCACCUUCCAGCUCCAGCUGCGGAGCAAGAACAGCCCCAGCUCCACCAACACGUCGGUGACGGUGACGGUGCCCGUGGAGGCGCAGGCGGAGAUGGAGCUGCGAGGCAACUCCCUGCCUGCCACCACGGUGCUGCCCGUGAGCUGGCACAAGGUGGAGGGCAGCCGGCGGCUGGAGGACCACGGCAUCAAGGUGGAGCACGUCUACCAGAUCCACAACAAGGGUCCCAGCACCGUCAGCGGGGUCACCCUGCGCCUCACCGUCCCCCACCAGCUGGGUGGCCGCACUCUGCUCUACCUGCUGGAGCUGGGCACCGAGGGGGGCAUGAACUGCACCAACCCACCCGGCCUCAACGCCGAGCAGCUGGAGAUCCCCCACCCCACGGGCGCAGCACCCCGAAAUGGCACCCACCGGCGGGAGCGCAGGGAAGUGGAGGAGCCGCCGGGUGCUGGGCUGGAGGAGCCCAUCCCCGUGGACUGCAGCAACGCCACGUGCGUGGACAUCACCUGCUGGGUGCCCAGCCUGGCCAAGGACCAGCGGGCGAUGGUGAGCGUCCGUGCCCUGCUCUGGAUGGACACCCUGCAGCAGCGGGAACACCUCCUGAAGCAGUUCCUCAUCCAUUCGCAAGCUUGGUUCAACACCUCGGCCAUGCCCUACCGCGUCCUGCCUCGCGUCCUGCCCGCCGGCGAGGCCAAGGCUGUCACCAAGGUGGUGCGUGCCAGCCCCGGGGGCGAGGGGGCCGUGCCGGUGUGGUGGGUGGUACUGGGGGUCCUAGCCGGGCUCCUGCUCCUCACCCUCCUCAUCCUCCUCAUGUGGAAGGCGGGUUUCUUCAAGAGGACACGGCCACCGACCGAGGAGGACAUGCAGGAGCUGGCGCCCAGCCAGGCCCAGGAGCCGGAGGGUGCCCAAGGCUAGUGGGGUGCCCCUGCCCCCCCCCCCCACGGCAUG
Haliaeetus leucocephalus (bald eagle) is the source of this 3197-nucleotide messenger RNA. It is a transcript of the gene ITGA2B, whose product is annotated as integrin, alpha 2b (platelet glycoprotein IIb of IIb/IIIa complex, antigen CD41). Gene Ontology annotation, cellular component: integrin complex; external side of plasma membrane. Gene Ontology annotation, biological process: cell-cell adhesion; integrin-mediated signaling pathway; cell-matrix adhesion. Gene Ontology annotation, molecular function: integrin binding. The transcript has 30 exons. The record is from RefSeq and is a predicted model, not a curated record. NCBI's taxonomy places the organism in Eukaryota, Metazoa, Chordata, Aves, Accipitriformes, Accipitridae. Bases 36 to 3164 code for a protein of 1042 amino acids.